Molecule: messenger RNA, 997 nt
Organism: Triticum dicoccoides
Lineage: Eukaryota; Viridiplantae; Streptophyta; Magnoliopsida; Poales; Poaceae
Product: jacalin-related lectin 19-like
Exons: 4
Coding region: 1-837 (278 amino acids)
Molecular function (GO): carbohydrate binding
Source: RefSeq, a predicted model, not a curated record
AUGGACACGUCGCCGGAUGCGUGGGUGAAUGGCUACUUGGCUGAUGCCGCAGCUUCCCCAUCACCAAUUCACCAUCGCCAGCUCGUGGAGCUGGUAGUGGAAACGUCCAUCCACAAGAAGAUAGAGAAGGCCGGUAGCAAGGUGACCGUCAAAGUGAAGGAGCCGAAGCAAGAGGAUCACGGCAGCAUCCCGCAGGCCAGAUCGUUGUCGGCCACCGCGAUCUGCAUGCCGGCAGGAUCGUCAGCAGUGAUCCCGCUCCAGCAAGUCGCAUGUUUACCGGCGGGCCCCUUCGCGGUUGUUCUGCCGGAGAUCACCAGUGGCGCCCCCGCCACAAUCACGGUCAGCAUCGGCGACCAUCGCAGCAAGGGGAAAGCCACUGAGGACAAGCGCGAGAAGGCCGUAAAAGCAAAGAUGGGUCCUUGUGGUGGCCCUGGUGGCGACGUGUGGAAGAUGGACGUGCGCGGCGUCGACCGCAUCGUCAAGGUGAUCCUGUGGCAUGCAGGCGCAGUCGACGCAAUCUCGGUUUCGUACGAGCGGGAUGGCCAGAUUGAGCAGACCGAGCACUGGGGGAAACCUGAGGGUCGACAACGCUCAGAGAUCUGUUUGGAUCCGGAUGAAUACCUCACCGGUAUGAAAGGGCAUGUGGGCGAGUUCGGUGGCUCUUUCCUUGUCGGAGCGCUUAAUUUAGUUGGCAACCGGCGCUCCUUCGGACCAUACGGGACAAGGAAAGGCCCGCCGUUCGAGUUGCCUGCGGCGGCCGGCCAAAUCAUCGUCUUCCACGGGCGUUCCGGAGGCCUCCUUGACGCGCUUGGCAUCUACGUCAAGAUGGAUGACUAGCCCUUGCUCCAGACCAUCAAUGAUUGAUCCUACCGUGUGAACCAAUUUAGACGUCCGCACUAUUGUUAAUUUGGACAACCCCUAUCUUUAUUGUGCAUGCAUGUUUGUUAGCUGCUUCUUUCAUUGUGCAUGCAUGUUUGUUAGCUGCUUCUUCUGUUGA